AAUAAAAGCAAUAUAUCAAAAUGGAUGAUAUUUAUUUAUUGGAGGUUCUAAAGAAUUGAUAAAGGUAUAUGAUAUUAGAAGGAGAAUUAAACUUGCUUGAUUAGAAUAAUAUAAUUGAAAAAUAGGUUAGAUGGCUAGUCAUUGAAAUUUUCUAUUUACUGCAUGAAAGGAUGGAGAAAUAAACAAAGAACUGUUUUAAAUAUAUUCAAAUGUGGAAAUCCUGUAAUAUGUAUUGCAAUUAAUGAAUCAAGAAAGAAUUUUGGACUGUGCAAAAAAGGAUAAGAAAUUGCAUCUCUAUAAUUUAAUGAAUUUAAAAAGGAUAAUAUUGAAUAAUUUUCAUUUUAGUUUAGAAAUUUAAAAAAAGAAGAUGAAAUCUAAUAUUUAUUAUUUUAAUCCGACAGAGAGUGUUAUAUAGUUGAUUGUUAUUCAAAUAAGGUUGCUCAUAGAAUUGAUUUUACAGUAUAACAGAUUUCUUUUUAAUUUAAGAGUCACUCAUUUUUAAAGGUAAUUGAAAUAUGAAUAUUUAAGAUGCAAAUGGAUUUAUUUAUAUGA
Messenger RNA from Paramecium sonneborni, 552 nucleotides. NCBI's taxonomy places the organism in Eukaryota, Ciliophora, Oligohymenophorea, Peniculida, Parameciidae. The record is from the annotation of a GenBank genome assembly.